AAGAAAAGAGGGGAAAUGUACUAGGAACGGUGAAACUUUUAAAGAACUGGUAGUGAGUGUAUCGUUACUGAUAAGAGCUGACAGUUAUAAAGUGCUCUCGUCGGAAGAUUUUCCUUUCAGCCAAUACAGCCAUCCCACGGCAAACAACAGAGGAGGAAUCUAUAUUGAUUGGAGGAGACGCCUGAAUCAUGACCAAAGUUCACAUUAGUGACACAUUGUUCAACUGUUGUGGAGACCAAGCAUUUAUUUUAAGACAGCAUUCAAAAUGAGGGAUCAUGCUCGCUAAAUCUCCGCAGCAAACAGCUUUGUGUGAACUGUGUAGCCUAGUGUGUGUGAGUAGUGAUUACCGGCGGUGAGUUUUCGGAUCCUGAACAGAUCUGAAUGGAGCGGAGGGGAAGAGUUUGUGUAGCUGUGAUAGGGGCCGGGGCCGCAGGCCUCUGUGCCGCUCGACACAUCUUGUCUCACCCAGAGACUUUUGAUCCACCUGUUGUGUACGAAAUCACCGAGCAUGUGGGCGGCACCUGGUUCUAUGAGGAAAGAGUGGGAACUUAUGACAGUGGAUACCCCAUCCACAGUAGUAUGUAUAGGGACCUUAGGACCAAUUUGCCUAAGGAGGUUAUGAUGUUUCCUGAUUUGCCUUUUGAUGAGCACCUACCAUCUUUUUUGCACCACACAGCAGUUCAGGAGUAUUUGGAAAAAUAUUGUGAGAGGCAUGAUAUUGCUCCUUGUAUUAAGUUCAACACUGUGGUGGAAAAGGUGAAGCCUGUCUCCAUGGAGACAGAGAAGGGGGGAGCUGUGACGUGGGAGGUAAUUUCGUGCAACACAUGUGGAGACCGUAACACACAGACGUUCGACUCUGUGUUUGUCUGCAGUGGGCAUUACUCCGACCCCCACCUGCCCCACAUUCCUGGAAUAGAGCAUUUUAAAGGGAAAGUGUUACACAGUCACUCAUACCGCUAUCCAGAGCAUUUCGCAAACAAGUCAGUGGUGGUUUUGGGGGCCGGAGCAUCUGGUGUGGACAUUUCCAUUGAGUUAGCCCAAGCCGGUGCUCAGGUGAUUCUCAGUCAUAACAAACCAUCUCUGCCCUUCUCUCUGCCUUUGGGUGUCCACCAGGCUACCCCUGUUGGUAGGGUUUUGGAAGAUGGGUCUUUACAGUUCAAGGAUGGAUCAGUGACCCAGGCUGAUGUUCUUCUGCUCUGUACAGGAUACAAUUUUAACUUCCCAUUCCUCUGUCCAUCAGAACUGGGCCUGGAAAUACAGGAUCAUAUUAUGUUUCCGCUAUACAAGUUCUUGCUGCCCCCUGCCUUCCCUUCCAUUUUUUUUGUUGGCAUUUGCAAAAUUAUUUGCCCUUUUAUACACUUCAACUACCAGGUUCAAUUCGCCCUGGCUGUCCUUGAAGGUUCAGUCAAGUUGCCUACCCUGGAGGAGAUGGAGAAGGAAAUACAGGGUGAUAUGAAAAGAAAACAGGAGUCAGGUGUGCAGGUGAAGCAUCUGCUCCAUUUGGACUCUGGUCAAUGGGGUUAUUACUUGGAUCUGGCCAGAGCGGGUCAAUUCACACCUCCACAGCCAGUCAUUCAGAGCCUGUAUGAGGAGGUGGGCAGACAGAGGCGAAAACACCCACAGAAAUACAGACAGAUGAACUACAGGCUCAUUGAUGCCACACAGUGGGAGCUUUUGGAAGGCCAACCUGAACAAACAAAAAGUUUAGUGUAAAGACAAAUGUAUGAGAUUUUCACUGUUUACCUAUCAUCAGGGUUCCCACAUCUUUUGAAGAACAAAUCUGUAUUACUUUUCCAGUCAUUUGUGAGUACUAGACAAUAAAUGUUAAAAAUAAUUUAAUAGAUUUGCACUCACAAAGAUCAAUAUCUAGCCAAGGAAAUGUUUUAGAGCUUAACAUAACUAGAAAAAUGAACUUUUUAAGAAAAUUCAGAAAAAUGUACACUUUCUUUUUUUUUUUUAUCUUAACGACUAAAUGUAGGUAACAUUUUUACAGUAAUUGUUUUUAUUGAUUGUCACCAUAUAUGGUGAAAAAAUAAAAUCACAAUACAUGUCUUUUUACUGUAAAAUAUUGUCAUUUAUUUUGUUUUAAGUAAAAAGUAUUAAAUAUCUUGGUAACAC
Messenger RNA from Xyrauchen texanus (razorback sucker), 2118 nucleotides. RefSeq lists its product as uncharacterized. The transcript has 8 exons. The record is from RefSeq and is a predicted model, not a curated record. The coding region runs from base 382 to 1713 and encodes 443 amino acids. Lineage: Eukaryota; Metazoa; Chordata; Actinopteri; Cypriniformes; Catostomidae. Gene Ontology annotation, molecular function: flavin adenine dinucleotide binding; N,N-dimethylaniline monooxygenase activity; NADP binding.